AUGGCCAUCAUCACCACUUCUUCACGGGACCAUGAACUGGUCCUGUAUAAAGGACUCGACCAAACAGUAUGGUUCGAAAAGGCCAAGAAAUACUUGGGCAACAUCGGGGUGACGUAUCGCGAGGAAGUCAUUGCCGGAAGCAAAGGCCUCCAUGUCUACACUACUUCUGGUCACAAGUUCCUGGACUGGACCUCUGGCCAAAUGUCCUGUCUUCUUGGACACGGUCAUCCCGAGAUCGUCAAGGUGGUCGCGGACCAUGCGGCCAACCUCGACCACAUCUUCUCGGGUAUGGUCUCGCCACCUGCCAUAUCCCUUGCAGAGCGGCUCUGCGGGAUGCUCCCCCCGGGCCUGGACCGAGCCUUCUUCCUCUCGACUGGCGGGGAGAGCAAUGAGGCGGCCAUAAAGCUCGCCAAGACGUACACCGGCAAAUUCGAGGUGAUUGGUCUGGGUGCGAGUUGGCACGGCAUGACGGCGCAGGCCCAAGGCGUCCAGUAUCGCUACGGCCGCAAAGGCCAUGGUCCGAAUAUGCCGGGGAUGUUCGCCCUGCCUGCGCCCAACUCGUACCGUUCGACCUUUCGUAAGCCUGACGGUUCUCAUGACUGGGAAAGCGAGAUGAUGUAUGGGUGGGCCAUGAUUGACAUGCAGUCUUGCGGAUCUCUGGCUGCCUGCAUCGUUGAGUGCAUCCAAUCGUCAGCUGGGAUCCAUGUUCUCCCCGAGGGAUAUCUGAAGAGGCUGAAACAAGAAUGCGAGAAACGAGACAUGCUGUUGAUUGUGGACGAGGCGCAGACGGGCGUUGGGCGGAGCGGAGACCUCAUGGCUAUCUUUCACGAACAAGUGACGCCAGACAUUAUUACCCUCAGCAAAACCUUGGGCAACGGCCUUCCACUUAGUGCCGUCGUCACGAGUGCCGAGAUCAACGACACUUGCGCCAAGAGGGGCUACAGUAUGUACACUACGCAUGCUAAUGAUCCUCUGCCCUGUGCCGUCGGUGACAAAGUUCUGGAGAUUGUGGUGCGAGAUAAUCUUGCCGAGAACUCCAAGGCCAUGGGUAAGAUCCUGCACGCCGGCCUCCGUGAACUACAAGCCAAAUUCGACUGUAUUGGAGACGUCAGGGGCAGGGGAUUGAUGGCUGGAGUGGAAAUCGUGGCUGAUCGGAUGACACGGGUUGCUGACGUCGAUUUGGGCAAGGCAGUCGCUGAGAAUGCUUUUGCUCUAGGUCUAUGGGCCAACCUAUCAAGUGAUAGCUACUUUAGCGGAGCACUUAGAAUUGCAACGCCAAUUACUUCAGGAGAGGAAGAGAUCCGGGAAGGCUUGCGGAUUCUAGGUGAAGCUCUCGCGUCCACUCCAGGCACAAGACCUAUUUAG
Messenger RNA from Clonostachys solani, 1365 nucleotides. Lineage: Eukaryota; Fungi; Ascomycota; Sordariomycetes; Hypocreales; Bionectriaceae. The record is from the annotation of a GenBank genome assembly.